UGAGGUGAAUUUAGUUACAAUGGUUCAUAUCAAUCCACUGUGUCUUUCUUUAUCAUUUAUUGUGUGAUUUUCUCUUUUUAUAUUUAGGGGAAUAUAUAUCUGUAAUGGGUCCAGAAGAGAAAGCUGCUGUAAUAUUUAAUACCACAUUUUUUCAUCCUGAAAAAUUCUAUAUCAGUGGGUUUUCCAACAUCCCUCAUGUUAAGUAUUUCUAUGUGUUCCUGUGUUUUGUUUAUAUCAUGACUGUUCUUGGAAAUGGCUUCCUUAUCUCAGUUAUUUACCUGGUCAAGACUCUCCAUACUCCUAAAUACAUGAUUGUGUUUAACCUGGCUUUGACAGAUUUGUGUGGGAGCACAGCUCUCAUCCCAAAACUCUUAAAUACAUUUCUGUUUGACAUGAGAUACAUUGUCUAUGAGGCUUGCUUAAGUUAUAUGUUCUUUGUUUUAUUCUUUACAAGUAUGCAGUCAUGGACACUAGUCACAAUGUCAUAUGACAGAUUUAUAGCCAUUUGCUUCCCUUUAAGGUACCAUAGUAUUGUGACUAAACCAGCUAUUGCUGCAAUGUUGCUUUCUGCAUUGGCUGUUUUACUGAGUGCAAUAGCAUGCAUGAUAAGGCUUGUUGAUCGCCUCUCCUUCUGUAGCUCUUUGGUGGUAAAGAGCUUUUACUGUGAUCAUGGCCCAGUAGUUCGUCUUGCCUGUAAUGACAUAUCUUUAAAUUACAUAAUGGGAUAUGUUGCUUUUAUUUUAAUCCUCUGUAUUCCUCUUGUAUUGAUAGCAUUUACGUAUGUUUGCAUUUCCAUAGCACUGAGCAGGAUUGCAUCAGGAGAGGAACGACUUAAAGCUAUGAAAACUUGUACUUGUCACUUGAUUCUUGUGGCUGUUUUCUUCCUACCAAUUGUGGGAACCAACAUAGCAACAGUGUCCUCCCAAAUCCACCCUAAUGCCAGGAUCAUAAACUCUACUUUGACACACACCAUACCAGCUUUACUCAAUCCUAUUAUCUACUCUUUAAAGACAGAAGAAGUUCUGAACUCUAUCAGGAAGCUUUGUAAAAGAAAUAGGAUUAGCAACAAAAAGUUGUCCAAAAAGGUGAACUCUUUAUCACAGCUGUAUUGACACAGUGUUACAUAAGAACAACUGUGUUUUGGAACUUGAAAUUAUAUUUGUGUUUUACUAAUACUUACUAAAGUUGAACUAAAAAUGACUAUGAUAUAGUAGAUUAUUUACUGUAUUUUACUAAAUAAGAAGACCAAAGGAAAUGUUUCAUUCUUUUGUGUUAGGCAAGCAAUGAUAUUCCAUCAAAAUUAAAUUAGGGAUUUUCAUAAGUAGUGAAUUGGUGUUCAGACUGUAUACCGCUUGAGAUAACAAUUAUUAAUUAAUAUUGCAAUUAAUCUAUACUAUCUGUCAUUGCAACAGCUGCACAUGUAUAUGCUCCAUAUAACUUGAUACAUUUUGUUUUGAUCUGUUUUUUUUCUUUUGAUGUCAUUGGAUGCUAAUUUUUGGUCUCUGUGAAAUGGGACUGACCAAACAACGAGAAAUCAGUGACUGUUGUGCUCACAUCUUUCCAGAGACCUACUCCAUCAACACCCUGGAUCAAGCACUCAAUGGGUGGACUGAGCCGACAGAGCACAGGACGAGAGAAUGGAAACGCUGUGUUUACAUCAACAAUGCUUGGUAUACGUAUAUGUAUAUAUGUAUAUAUGUAAAAAUUGUUUUAUCUUAUUUUAAUUAUAAUUUUCCAUGUGUAUGAAAGAACUGCAAACUUUCAUUUCAUUCUAUAACCUUGUGUUAUGUUAUUCUAAGUAAAUUUCCUUGAUUCCUU
Dicentrarchus labrax (European seabass) is the source of this 1818-nucleotide messenger RNA. Its product is annotated as olfactory receptor 51I2-like. NCBI's taxonomy places the organism in Eukaryota, Metazoa, Chordata, Actinopteri, Moronidae. Gene Ontology annotation, biological process: G protein-coupled receptor signaling pathway. Gene Ontology annotation, molecular function: G protein-coupled receptor activity; olfactory receptor activity. Gene Ontology annotation, cellular component: membrane. The record is from RefSeq and is a predicted model, not a curated record. The coding region runs from base 105 to 1112 and encodes 335 amino acids. The transcript has a single exon.